AUGUCACUAACGGCGACUUCCCUCAUCAAUGAAACCGCGGAUAAUAGCCGAGUGGGCGCAAUGGGGAAUACCGUGUCUGGCAAAAAGUUAAAGAUUAGGUCGUACCCGAGGUUCGAAAGCUUGGAGGAAGAGAGAUUGUAUCGCAAACAGCAUCUAGCUGCCGCAUUCAGGAUAUUCGCCGAUCGAGGUUUCGAUGAAGGGGUUGCUGGCCAUAUAUCAGUUCGUGACCCAAUUCUCACUGAUCACUUUUGGCUUAAUCCCCUCUCUCAACACUUCUCUCAAAUCUGUGUAUCGGAUCUUAUCCUGGUGAACGAAGAUGGAGAUGUGGUAAUUGGAGAUGAGCCAAUCAAUGCUGCCGCAUUUGCUAUCCAUUCUGAGAUCCACAAAGCUCGUCCCGACGUGCACGCCGCUUGUCAUGCUCACUCUGUCUAUGGCAAAGCCUACAGCGCAUUUGGUCUUCCUCUUGAUAUGAUAACUCAGGAUGCUCUCCGAUUUUAUAAAUCUCAUAGUGUAUAUGACGAUUUUGGAGGAAUUGUCCUCGACCGCGAAGAAGGUAUUCGUAUAGCGAAAAGUUUGGGUAACGGGAAGGCAUGCAUUCUACAGAAUCACGGGCUGUUGACUGUAGGUCAGAGCGUGGAUGAAGCAGCCUUUUGGUUCAUAAGCCUUGACAAAACCUGUCAUGCUCAGCUGAUGGUAGAUGCUGCGGGAGCGGGGAGCGGGAAGGUGAAGAAGAUUAUUAGGGAUGAGGAGGCGGCCGUUACUUAUGAGCAAGUUGGAGGGCCAAAGAAGGGAUGGUUGGCUUUCCAAGGCUACUACGACGAAGUUAUGGCCAAGACAAAUGGGAGUUUCCUGAAGUGA
This is a messenger RNA of Sclerotinia borealis F-4128, 858 nucleotides long. The record is from the annotation of a GenBank genome assembly. Lineage: Eukaryota; Fungi; Ascomycota; Leotiomycetes; Helotiales; Sclerotiniaceae.